Molecule: messenger RNA, 570 nt
Organism: Meyerozyma guilliermondii ATCC 6260
Lineage: Eukaryota; Fungi; Ascomycota; Pichiomycetes; Serinales; Debaryomycetaceae
Exons: 1
Coding region: 1-570 (189 amino acids)
Source: RefSeq, a predicted model, not a curated record
AUGCCGUAUUCUACAGGUAGAGGAGGCGCCGGUAACUUCCACAGCGCCGGCGAAUCUCUGAAAGUUAUCUCACCUUCAAAUAGCUCCAACGAUGCCCAGAACGGUCACCCACAACCCCAACCCCACAGUAAGCAUGACAACAAGCAUUAUGUGUCUACGGGCCGAGGAGGAGCUGGCAACAUCACUACUUCUGAAGAUGCUCCGUCGCCGAAACUAGUUCCUCAAGGAAGCAAUACUCCACAGCUCCACACCAACAAAGUGACCACUGGCCGCGGAGGGUACGGCAACAUGGUCAGCAACGAUAACCCCGAGCUUACAAGAAAGCUUCAGGACGUAGAGCACCAGGUGAGUCCCAAGGAGAAUGAACUUUACACCCAAGCAUCAAACCGGUCAUUUUCUGUUGGCCGUGGUGGUUUUGGCAAUGUUAUUUCCCACACCAAAUCGGGUACCAGUCAGAGGUCAGGAGGACUGAACGACCCUCCCAAUCUCAUGGCUGUCACCAGCCGGGGAAAGAAGCGGGUGGACCACAAGAAGGGGUUUAUGCUGAAAAUCAAGGAGAUAUUUCUGUAA